AUGUCUGCUCAGGUGGUCGCAGUUGAUGUGGGUGAGUUCGGCAGCACAAACUUGCCAUCUCGACGUGGACAUGCAUUGAGCUCCUGUGCCCUUGAGCUGCGGGCGCCCUGGUCAACGCCAGCGAACGUCAGCGGCAAGGAAGAGAACGUGGCACAAGAUAUUGUUGCCUCUCUUACCUCCCCAUCCACCUCCCCAUCCACCUGCAUAUCCUCUGCAGCUGGCCGCUACACUGGCGGAAUCAGUCGCUUGGCAGUUGACCUCAAACUGUCCACCACCCGCCUCCUCUUCAAGCUCUGCCUCCCAAAGACAAGCUGGCCCAACUUGAUAGUGACAGCCGGUUAUCAAGUCGUGCCCAACGACACUACCUCGUUCUCCACCUCCAGUGGCAGUCCUAGACGCCACACGCAUAAAAAAGGCGUCCAGGCGAACCAUGGAGGUGAUGGAGGGGGUCAGCGCGAAGAGUGGCGAGGAGGACAGGGGGGCGGGGGAGGGCCAUCACAGCGAUUCCAAACCGAGCCCAGCGAAGCUUCCGAAUAUUGGGCAUGCCCAUUCUACAAGUUCGACCCUAUAAGGCACUGGCGCUGCUAUCGGAAAUACAAUCUCAAACGGCUGGCCGAUGUCAAAUCCCACGUCAUGCGAGUCCAUCUCAUGAGCGAACUCUACUGUCCGAAUUGCUUCCAAGAAUUCGUCGAUACGCAGGAAUGGCGCCAGCAUUGCAGCCACCCGGUGUUUGCCUGUCCUCAGGUCCAGGGGCCUGAGCCCCUUUUUCGGGAGGAUUUCGAUGCCCUCGGCGAUGUGUUGGCAUCCGCGCAGGGGUUAAGCGAGGCAGACAAAUGGUACCUGAUGUUCGACCAUAUCUUCCCCGCUGCUGUCUGGCACCGUCCAGCUUCUCCCUUCGUAAGCUUAUCUUUCGACGAGCCACUCGGGGUUAUGCGCGCGCAUGCAUCCAGACAGGAACAGCUGCACCGGAGCAUUCUAUCAGUGCUCCAGCGUCAUCAGAUCCCCCUUGGAGGAAUGUCCGGGCCGAAUGCGCUGCAAGUUGAUCUCAUGAAUGCAGUGCUCCCUACGUCAGCAUCGGCCAUAACGACAACUCCGCCGUACCAGCGAGCGGUUCAUCCAUCUCGACUUGGUUCUUGGCAUUUUGGAAACCCUUGA
Molecule: messenger RNA, 1155 nt
Organism: Clonostachys solani
Lineage: Eukaryota; Fungi; Ascomycota; Sordariomycetes; Hypocreales; Bionectriaceae
Source: the annotation of a GenBank genome assembly